Molecule: messenger RNA, 372 nt
Organism: Puccinia triticina
Lineage: Eukaryota; Fungi; Basidiomycota; Pucciniomycetes; Pucciniales; Pucciniaceae
Exons: 3
Coding region: 1-372 (123 amino acids)
Source: RefSeq, a predicted model, not a curated record
AUGCCGCAACCGUUGCAACCCGCCUCCUCCUGCUCGAACAAUCACCCCCCUGACCGCACGUCGACGAAACAUCAAACCCUGCACCCCCCACCACGGCAACCCGAAACCACGCCCUACCGCCUAAAAGCCUUGAAUUUCCACUCUGAAGUCUCUACAACCGCCAAACCCAUCGUCAGACUAACCCUCCCGGCAAUCAACCUGUCGACCCGUCCUGCACCGAACCCUGAACUUCGUUUCAUCCAGUCCUACCCUACUGCCACCAACGACCCGCCUAGCCCAGCCAAUUCAAACCCUUCCUCCACUUUCACAAAUGAGACAUUUCAAUUGAAGCAGCCACAACCAUCCCAGGCCAUCAUGCCAUCGCGCUCAUAG